GCGCGGAGAAGCUCAGGCUCUGGCCUCCUUACCCCUUGCGUGUUGCACCUCGAUACCGAACCGGCCCCAUGAGGCGUAGUCGGCAGGUGACAUGCGCGGCGUGGGUCCGCAGGGGCGUCGCCAAGGAGACACCGGACAAGGUGGAGCUAAGUGAGGACGAGGUCAAGCGUCUCAUUGAGGAAGCCAAGGAGAAAAUAAGAGAAAUUCACAGCAGUGAUGAGGGAGAAGCUGCAGAGGGUGACGAGGAGCAGGCUCACGCUCAGGCCCAGGCAGCCGAGCCCCCAUCGGAGGGCAUCCCAGAGGGAGAGGGGAGCACGGAGGAUGAUGAGCUGGCUGAAUACGAGCUGGACAAGUACGAUGACGAGGACUCAGGCACCAGGACUCUCCAGGAGUCUCUCUUGGGGCUCACGGUCUACGGGAGCAACGAUGAAGAUCCUUAUGUUACCCUCAAAAAUACGGAGCAGUAUGAACAUGAAGACUUUGUGAUUAAGCCCAGUGACAACCUCAUUGUCUGCGGCAGGGCCGAAGAUGACCGGUGUGAUCUGGAGAUCCAUGUUUAUAACCAGGAAGAAGACUCAUUUUACGUGCAUCACGACAUUAUCCUGUCUGCUUAUCCUCUCAGUGUGGAAUGGCUGAACUUUGAUCCCAGCCCUGAUGAAGCCCCUGGAAACUAUGUGGCCGUGGGCACAAUGUCCCCUGUGAUCGAAGUGUGGGACCUUGAUAUCGUGGACUCUUUGGAGCCAGUGUUCUCACUUGGGAGCAAAGACAGGAAAAAGAAGAAAAAGAAGAAAGGGAAAAAGAGCCAAACAGCUGAAGAGACCCCAGAAGGACACACUGACGCCGUUCUCGAUCUUUCGUGGAAUAAACUAAUCAGAAACGUGCUGGCCAGUGCAUCCGCCGACAGCACAGUAAUCCUAUGGGACAUGGCUUUGGGGAAGCCCGCAGCUAACCUGACCUUACACACAGACAAGGUCCAAACGCUGCAGUUUCAUCCGUUUGAACCACAGACCCUGAUUUCUGGAUCAUACGACAAGUCCGUGGCCUUGUACGACUGCCGGAGCCCCCAGGAGAAUCACCGCCUCUGGAAGUUUAGCGGGCAGGUGGAAAGGGUGACCUGGAAUCACUUCUCUCCAUGUAAUUUUUUGGCUAGCACAGAGGACGGCUUCGUGUACAAUUUGGAUGCACGUUCAAAUAAGCCCAUCUUUACACUCAAGGCACACGAUGAGGAGGUUUCCGGACUCGAGCUAAGCAGUCAGGUUAAGGGCUGCCUUGUGACCUCCUCAUCGGACAAAUUCGUAAAGAUUUGGGACAUCUUAGGAGACAGACCGAGCCUGGUGCACUCCAGAGACAUGAAAAUGGGCGUGCUCUUCUGUGCCUCCUGCUGCCCAGAUUUGCCUUUUGUUUAUGCGUUUGGGGGUCAGAGAGAAGGGCUCCGGGUCUGGGACAUCAGCACCAUUUCUUCAGUGAAUGAAGCUUUUGGGCAUCGAGAGCGGCUGAUCGUCACCAGCCAGUCACACUCCCAGGCCAGUGGCUCCCUCCCCCUCACAGGGAGGGACAGUGGGGACACGGACAUGGCCAUGGAAUCUUAAUAAAUCUUUACCUCGUGA
Messenger RNA from Trichosurus vulpecula (common brushtail), 1607 nucleotides. RefSeq names its product PWP1 homolog, endonuclein (gene PWP1). Gene Ontology annotation, biological process: rRNA processing. Gene Ontology annotation, molecular function: protein binding. Lineage: Eukaryota; Metazoa; Chordata; Mammalia; Diprotodontia; Phalangeridae. The coding region runs from base 69 to 1589 and encodes 506 amino acids. The transcript has 15 exons. The record is from RefSeq and is a predicted model, not a curated record. Gene Ontology annotation, cellular component: nucleus.